Messenger RNA from Capra hircus (goat), 3090 nucleotides. It is a transcript of the gene UBLCP1, whose product is annotated as ubiquitin like domain containing CTD phosphatase 1. Gene Ontology annotation, biological process: protein dephosphorylation. The coding region runs from base 1078 to 2034 and encodes 318 amino acids. NCBI's taxonomy places the organism in Eukaryota, Metazoa, Chordata, Mammalia, Artiodactyla, Bovidae. The transcript has 11 exons. Gene Ontology annotation, cellular component: nucleus. The record is from RefSeq and is a predicted model, not a curated record. Gene Ontology annotation, molecular function: protein serine/threonine phosphatase activity; protein binding.
UUCCCAACCCAGGUCUGCCACAUUGCGGGCAGAUUCUUUUAUCAGCUGAGCCACAAGGGAAGCCCCGACUAGUGCAUACUUAGGGGCCAAUAUUAUUUUCACCUCUUCCAAGCCUAAUACAUUUGCCGCCACAGACAACAAUCUAGUGAGCAAUUAUUAUUAUUUUCCUACUUAAAAGGACGCACGUUGGGAAUUCGCUGUACCAGACAGCGGUUGCUCCAAAUUUUCAUUAAAGUCUGUAAUUCUUUUGUUAGGGUUUGUAAUUGGCUUUCUUAGCAUUAUGAGGGAAAACGUAAUGGAGGUGGCAAUGGGCAGGUAGACAUAAUUCGAUACAAGACCACAGUAAUCUCGAUGGCAGCUCUUAUAAUGAGAUCUGCUUGCAUGGUUCUCUGAGACUUGGGCUUGCCCCUUUCCUGACGAUCCUGUUUCUUCCGGGAUUGGGUAGAACGGGUAGAAUUCUAAACUCCUGAAAUUACUAGUGUUGGUGGCCCCUGGUGACAGGUCGAGUUCUCAAGUCCUCAGUCCUCAAACAUCACCUUUCAGGCCUCAUUCGGAACAUGACAAAGCCACACGAGUCCCCGGCCCGUCUCCCACGAGGAUCUCCGUUCACCUGAGUAAGCCAGCGCACUGCCUCCGAACCAGCUUCGACUUCGUCGAAAUAAUACCACAGACGUCAUACUCCCGCGACUCCCGCGACUCCCGCCUAACUCAAGAGCCCGCCAGCGGAACGCAUGCGCAGAACUGGCGAGGGCCCGCAGCCAGCCAGGCGUCGCAGGCGUGUGUACAGCGGUCAUAUUCUCCGAAAGGCCUGCUUCCUUCGUCGCGGUGAGGCAGUUCUUGGCGGCGACUAUGUAGUAUCACUACCCGAAGAGAAACAAAGGAAGAGAUUGUCCCGUCUCUGGCGCGCUUCCGUUUCAAACCCUAACUUCCGGUUCGUUAGCCGGUUCCGGUCCCCGCCUCUCACUUCCGGUCGCCGUGGGUUUCUCUGCGGUCGGUUCUUGCAUCCGCUGUUGUCGGUUCCGCUGUGCUCCAGGUAUCUUUUUCAGAAGGAAAGCUGCCUUAUCAUAUGUUUCAAGGAUGGCUCUUCCUAUCAUCGUAAAAUGGGGUGGACAGGAAUAUUCAGUGACCACACUUUCGGAAGAUGAUACUGUGCUGGAUCUCAAACAGUUUCUCAAGACCCUUACAGGAGUGCUACCAGAACGCCAGAAGUUACUUGGGCUCAAAGUUAAAGGCAAACCUGCAGAAAAUGAUGUUAAGCUUGGAGCUCUCAAACUGAAACCAAAUACUAAAAUCAUGAUGAUGGGAACUCGUGAGGAGAGCUUGGAAGAUGUCUUAGGUCCACCUCCUGACAAUGAUGACGUUGUUAAUGACUUUGAUAUUGAAGAUGAAGUAGUUGAAGUAGAAAAUAGGGAGGAAAACCUACUGAAAAUUUCCCGCAGAGUAAAAGAGUACAAAGUGGAAAUUUUGAAUCCUCCCAGGGAAGGGAAAAAACUUUUGGUACUAGAUGUUGACUAUACAUUAUUUGACCAUAGGUCUUGUGCAGAGACUGGGGUAGAAUUAAUGCGGCCAUAUCUUCAUGAAUUCCUAACAUCUGCAUAUGAGGAUUAUGACAUUGUUAUUUGGUCUGCAACAAAUAUGAAGUGGAUUGAAGCUAAAAUGAAAGAGCUGGGAGUGAGUACAAAUGCAAAUUACAAGAUUACCUUCAUGUUGGACAGUGCUGCUAUGAUAACAGUGCACACUCCGAGGAGAGGAUUAAUAGAUGUAAAGCCUCUUGGUGUUAUAUGGGGAAAGUUUUCGGAGUUUUACAGCAAGAAAAACACCAUCAUGUUUGAUGACAUAGGACGAAAUUUUCUUAUGAACCCACAGAAUGGGCUAAAGAUAAGACCUUUUAUGAAAGCACACCUAAAUCGAGAUAAAGACAAAGAACUUUUAAAAUUAACCCAAUACCUCAAGGAAAUAGCAAAACUAGAUGAUUUUUUGGACCUGAAUCACAAAUAUUGGGAAAGGUAUCUCUCAAAGAAGCAAGGACAGUAGUUAUAAGCUGUACUAGCAAUUAUUGAAGAUACUUGAUAUCCAGGAACAACUUCUCGCUUUUAUGCUAAAGAUCAUUAUGAUAGUGCUGGACACUGCAGCAAAUACCGACUGCUUAUACUUGGUCUUCCAGUUUUUUUGUAAAUUUAAUUUUAUAUUUUUUGAAGAUCAUAGCAAUACGCCAAAAAAGAAGAAAAAAGCUCCCCCCAUAUGAAUAUACUGUAGCUCUUAAAAAAUAUUUUAUCCAGCAUAGAGUAGUGAGUACCCCUGCCCACACACAGACACAAAGUGGCAGAAAUGUAUACUUAACAAUGUCAUUUUGUGACUUUGGAAACAAAUAUGUCUCCUGUUUUUGUCUCAAUGUGUUGUCUAAGCCCAAACCCAUCUGGAAACUACUGUUUUUCUGUUUAAAACCAAGAAAAGAAAUGUUUUUAGUAAGGAACCUAAUUUGGUUUGCUUAAAAUCACCAAGAUUUUUUUUUUUUCAUUUCUUUGUCAUAAACACAAUUUCUCUUCUUACUCCACUACUUACAUUUCUAAAUUUUGACCUGUCUCAGUUGGGUCUGUAUGUGUGUCAGUGUUCUUUGAGUAAAACUGGAAAACGUCUGCUGUGAUACACAUACGUCAUAGUAUGACAAGUAGUAAACAUAAGACUGAGGAAUGAAAGUACAGAACUAGAGUGUGUUUCCUUGUGGUGGCCAAGUAGAAGCACUCCUGCCUCAAACCAUUGUCCGAAAAGCAGUACAUUUUCAAGUGGGAUGUAUCACUGGUUCAACCCUGAAAAGCAUGAACAAAAAGUUUUUGUUCUGUUCCAGCUCUGUCUUGUAGAAGUGCAGACACUGUGUUUCAGUGAAAAUACCUAGCCAUAAGAUGAAAAAGAAUUUAUUUGCAAUGCUUGUGCCUGCAGAUAUGUCAUGUGACCACUGUUUUGUGUUGACAGUAUUGCUUUAUACAGUUCUUCUCUUUGAAAGGAAUCAGAUUCUUUCAAAUAAACAUGGUAUAUAUUGUUCUUAUGGGGGACUAUUUCAGUGGUGUAAAUAAUAAAUUUCUUUUCUUAAGA